This is a messenger RNA of Phytophthora infestans T30-4, 2094 nucleotides long. RefSeq lists its product as uncharacterized. Bases 1 to 2094 code for a protein of 697 amino acids. The transcript has 2 exons. The record is from RefSeq and is a predicted model, not a curated record. NCBI's taxonomy places the organism in Eukaryota, Oomycota, Peronosporomycetes, Peronosporales, Peronosporaceae. Gene Ontology annotation, molecular function: protein binding.
AUGGAGGGAAAAUCGGAAGAAGACAAUGGCGACUUCAUCGUUCUUGAUAGUCGUGAAGAGCUUCCUGACAUUGGGGAAGCUCGCUACUUCGACGAUAUUAACUCCCGAAAGGUCUAUGGCGAAAAGCUGCAAGCAAGUGUGGAGGAAAACCCUAGUGCCACUGAGGCGUGGCUUCUGCUGGCUAUUCAUCAGCUUGACCUCGACAUUGGGUUGGGGGAUGAAGCUGUGAAUCUAUCUGAUGACGAUCUUCUGCAGCGACAACUUCUAUUUCUAUGCAAGGAGCUGAAUUUGAAGCAACGCAGUGAUGCCUCUCAAGCUCUGGCUGUGGACGAAGCAAACCUGAAACAGUGUCUACAUACGCUGUCUCGAGCUUUAGAAGUUGAGGCAAAUGCGUAUUGUGAGGCACUGUGGCUUCUGUAUCUUCGCCUGUGCAGACAAGUGACCAAUCGGCAGACGGAAAUCGACAUGGUAGAGCAAGGAGUUCAGUUUCUGCCGAAUUCUCACGCCUUGUGGCUUCGUUAUAUUUCGACUUACGAGUUUGACUCGGUGGGCAUGGCGGAAGGAAUCUAUUGGCGGCUUCUUGAACAUCUUGCGCGAACGAACUCAGCUGAAGUUGGAUCUCAGACACCAAGUGCGACUAAGGAAGUGUCUAUUUUAUUGACAGCAAUAUGUUGCCAUCUCUGUAUUAAGCUGUGGCUUGCUGGGGCGACAAGUCGAGUGCUCGAGCUCCUGUCAGCAUUGCUGCAGCUUGACAACGAAUCUUCGGAGUUUGCGUGGUGCACUAUGGUGCGUGCUCGAUUACGUGGCGAUGAGGUAGUAGUGAUUUGUUUAUUUUUCGCGCAUAUUUUGCUGUUCAAGGAGUUGCCAGCACUGAUGGAGCACUGGGUGGCUGCUAGCAACAACGAAUGCGUUCCGAUCAAAGGAUUGUCGUAUACUGCCGAGUAUUUACGGGGUUGCAACCGUGAUUUCGAAAAGGUAGCCUUCACGCGAGCAUUUGGGGUGUAUGAACUCGCGUUUCAAACGCUUGGAAACGACUGCGAUGAGAUGUUGGAUGCUGGCAAUGUGAUACUGGGCAACUGGAUGCUUUUACUUGCAUUGCAGCAAGAUUUCAGCAAGAAAAAUGAGCCUCUCUCGGCCUUUUUUCGGGAAUACGUAGACAAGAUUCCACAGUAUCCUAGCGCGUCUCUCACGGCGGCAAAGUUGAUGGGGUUAACGUCGACCGGUGAGAAGCAGGCGUAUCAACUCAUGCUCACGAUGAUGAACCGGAACACAAAAGCUCACUUCCCUGAAGCCUUGCAUCAUUAUCUCUUCGCCUGUCGCCAGUCCCCAGCGCUCGUAGAUGCUUUGGAUAAGACCUUUCCGGACGUUAUGAAGCAGCUGGCGACUCUUUUGGAUGUUGAUACUGCUAAAGUGGAGAAGUCGAUCCAAGAUAUCAUGCAUGUAACUAGUAAAAUAUCUAAGUCGCGUGCUCUGAAGGAUUUGUUGGACACUUUAUUGGGAGCGUGGAUGGAUCAGCUUGCACUGCUUCGCCGGGGAUCAUCACAACCGCAAUCGACAGACAAACAAACGAAAUCUCUCGCAGACAUCUACGUGGGACUGGAUAUCGUUCAUCUGAUGGGUCUCUUGCUGGAGCCAUCUGUCGCUAUCGAUGGCAUCCAAAUGUUGUUGAGCUUACUGAGUUUUGGUAUUUUAUCCUUGGAAGCACGACAACUUGCGUGGAUGCAACGCUUUGUAUUUCAAGUGGAUUGUCUACAACAGGAAGAUUUAGACAGUGCAUCAUGGAGAAAGCACCAAGCGAUGCUGACUCAGUUGUUCCGAAAGUAUAUGGCAGAAAUGAGUGUCGAGACUGAGAUGAUGCGCCAAGUGUCGACGCGGAUUAAACGUGAUAUCACCAAUAGAGCGAUUGAAGACGCUGUGCGCGAUUGCCUGAGUCCGGAACGAAGUCAUUUAAUCACGUAUGAUGUACACCUUGAGCUAUUCCAGCUGUGCUCUGCUGCAAUUGCUGGACCAGAGAAGGCUGCGUUUUAUGCGUCAUGCACCGAUAUGCUAGCCAUGUCGUCCGAGUUCUCGCUUGCCUUUUCGGGUACGAACUGA